Calliphora vicina (urban bluebottle blowfly) is the source of this 1638-nucleotide messenger RNA. RefSeq names its product pickpocket 27 (gene ppk27). The transcript is spliced from 9 exons. NCBI's taxonomy places the organism in Eukaryota, Metazoa, Arthropoda, Insecta, Diptera, Calliphoridae. Gene Ontology annotation, biological process: sodium ion transmembrane transport. Gene Ontology annotation, molecular function: ligand-gated sodium channel activity. The record is from RefSeq and is a predicted model, not a curated record. The coding region runs from base 1 to 1638 and encodes 545 amino acids. Gene Ontology annotation, cellular component: plasma membrane.
AUGUCUUCAGAUUGCCCAACAGUCACAGAAAUACCUUAUACCACCAGCAACGCUCACUUUGGUCAUCAUGUCAAAGUCUUAGAAUUCGUGUGGAGCUCGUUCAUUUGGAAGUGUUUAAAAAAGGUUUUAACAAUUUUAUAUGCAGCAGCUAAAGAGACUUUAGUGGAAUAUUUUCAGAAAACCAGCCUAAAUGGCUUUGGCCUGUUGUACUCUAUAAGAAGACGCAAGUAUCAAAGAUUGUUUUGGUUUACGUUCAUUGUAAUGGGUGUUACAUUUGCCACUUAUGUUUGUAGCACCACCUUGAUAUCAUUUCUUAAAGAUCCUACUGUUACCGCUUUGAAUACCCAAAAAUAUACCGUGUUUAAUGUGCCAUUUCCCUCGGUGGCUGUGUGCAGUAACAACAAGUUCAGCCGUGAAGCUAUUCUAAAUUAUGCUCUGGAUAUCACUUUACGCAGUCCAGAUUUUAAUCCCCCUGAAUAUUGGCAGCAUAAACUCAAACAGUUAGCGGGUCUACUCAAUACCGAUUCCACAGAUUUUGAUGAAGCCCUGAAGCUACACAAUAAUUUGGAAAGUGUAUUUGGUGAAGCAUUCAAUACACGUAAAAUACUUAAAAUGUUGGCACCAAAAUGUGAAGAUUUAAUAGUAAAAUGUUUUUGGGCUGGAGAAGUUAUCGACUGCCAAGAGCAGUUCCAGCUAAUGUCGUUUGUCGAUGGAAACUGUUGUGUGUUUAAUUAUCAGUAUAAGAACCACCCAGAUUCCUUAUACUAUCCCAAUUCAAUUGGUGCCGAAAUGGGUUUGACUGUUCUAUUGAAUUCCACCACUUCCGAUUAUUUUUAUGCCGAAGAGAGUACAAUUGGUUUUAAUGUUAAGCUAUUCGGUUCCCAACGUAUACCGGAUAUUUCCAUGGGAGAAAUGGAAGAAUUUCAUGUUUGUCCGGGCGAAGAUGUUGAUGUUAAACUAAGUUUGGUUUCCCAAAGCACAGUGAAAGAUGCCCGUGUUCAUAGUGUGCUCAAGCGUGGCUGUUACUUUCCCUAUGAACACAAAGAAGCGGCUUUUGACAAAUCGGAAUGUUUGUUGAAGUGUAAAAUUCGCAGUAUAGAAUCAUUGUGCAAUUGUAUACCGUUUUAUGCUUCCAAUAGUGAUAUAGAGUCUAAAAAAGUUGAUGAGAUCAGGGAACAGUGUACCCUAGCUAAUUCGGAAUGUUUGGAACGUUAUAGAGUUACCUGGCAAACUUAUUAUCCUGUGAAUGCCGAUAUUAAUUCUCAUUUAAAGGAAAUGCUUGCGGAUUCUUUAACGUGUCCCGAUUGUUUGCCUUUGUGUAACUACAACCGAUAUUUUUAUCGCAAAGUAGUUAAUAGAUUAAGGCAUACUUUUAAGCAGAACGUUAAUAGGAAAUAUCUAGGCCCCAUAUCAAACCUACCUCGGGAGUUGAGUCUGGUUAAAAUAUUUUAUACUUCUGAGAGCGCCAUUAGAUACCAAAAGAAUGUUCUUUACAAUUGGUAUCAAAUUUUAUCCAAUAUUGGUGGAGUAAUUGGCAUUUGUAUGGGAUGUUCCAUUAUAAGUGGCAUUGAAAUAAUUUACUUUGGCUGCUAUCGUUUGGUGGAAAAGUAUUUGAAAUUAAAGAGAAAUAGAAAAUAA